Dromiciops gliroides (monito del monte) is the source of this 883-nucleotide messenger RNA. RefSeq names its product myosin light chain 2 (gene MYL2). The transcript is spliced from 7 exons. The record is from RefSeq and is a predicted model, not a curated record. Gene Ontology annotation, cellular component: cytoplasm; myofibril. Gene Ontology annotation, molecular function: calcium ion binding. Gene Ontology annotation, biological process: heart development; cardiac muscle contraction; muscle cell fate specification. Bases 96 to 596 code for a protein of 166 amino acids. NCBI's taxonomy places the organism in Eukaryota, Metazoa, Chordata, Mammalia, Microbiotheria, Microbiotheriidae.
AUUUAUUGUUUCGGGGCUGGAUGGUAAGGGAGGGGCAGCAGUAGGAAUCCCACUUGUCAGACAGGAAGAAGGAGGACUUCUUGGCCACCUCGACCAUGGCACCCAAGAAAGCAAAGAAGAGAGCAGAGGGCGCAAACUCCAAUGUCUUCUCCAUGUUUGAGCAGACCCAGAUCCAGGAAUUCAAGGAGGCAUUUACCAUCAUGGACCAGAACCGGGAUGGCUUCAUUGACAAAGCAGACCUAAGGGAUACGUUCGCUGCCCUUGGUCGUGUGAAUGUGAAGAAUGAAGAAAUCGAUGAAAUGAUAAAGGAAGCUCCAGGACCAAUCAACUUCACCGUCUUCCUGACCAUGUUUGGGGAAAAACUCAAGGGUGCUGACCCAGAAGAAACUAUUCUCAAUGCAUUCAAAGUGUUUGAUCCAGAAGGCAAGGGGGUGCUGAAGUCUGACUAUAUCCAAGAAAUGCUCACCACCCAAGCAGAGAGGUUUUCUAAAGAGGAGAUUGACCAGAUGUUUGCAGCCUUCCCUCCAGAUGUGACUGGAAACCUUGAUUACAAGAAUCUUGUGCAUAUCAUCACACACGGGGAAGAAAAAGAUUAGGGGCGUGGGGGGGCUUUUCUCCUGUUCCUUCAACCCUUCCAUGGCUAGUAAGUGUCCUGACCCAUCCACUUGCCCUGGUCCCUGCAUCCUGAAUCCCUAACUUACUUACUCCCAUUUAUUAGCUGUGUCCAUACCUUGCUUCCACCUGUUCGUUCUCUGGUGCCCCCCCUUUCCCCUACCCCUGCCCCUCCGCAUCCCACCACCCCUGCUUUUGGAUCCUGCCUCUAGGUUUCCUUUUGCAAAAUGAGAUAUGAACAUGUCUCAAUAAAGUGCAGUUAUGUCUUUGA